Messenger RNA from Mytilus trossulus (common blue mussel), 4169 nucleotides. RefSeq names its product calpain-3-like. Bases 125 to 3958 code for a protein of 1277 amino acids. The transcript has 39 exons. Gene Ontology annotation, biological process: proteolysis; protein phosphorylation. Gene Ontology annotation, molecular function: ATP binding; calcium-dependent cysteine-type endopeptidase activity; protein kinase activity. The record is from RefSeq and is a predicted model, not a curated record. NCBI's taxonomy places the organism in Eukaryota, Metazoa, Mollusca, Bivalvia, Mytilida, Mytilidae. Gene Ontology annotation, cellular component: cytoplasm.
AUAAACUUCCGGUAAAAAUAUCACGAAAAUGACAUUUCAAAACAAAAAGUAACCACAAACUUAUAGCUGUGUGGAGAUUAGUUUAGCCUUUAAAUGAUAACUGAUUAUGACAAAUAUGUAAUAAAUGGAGAAGUAUGAAACUAUAAAGAAACUAGGGAUAGGUGGAUGUGGAGCUGUUUAUCUGGUGAAGGGUGUUGAAACUAAGAAAUUAUGUGCAUUGAAAAAAAUAGAAGUAGAUGACAGAAGAAAAUCAAGGACUAAGGAAGCAAUUCAGAAAGAGGCUAACAUUUUAUCACAAUUGAAGCACCCCCAUAUUGUAUCAUUUCAUGAAUCUUUUUAUGAUGAAGAAUUUGUAUAUAUUGUACAGGACUACUGUGAUGGAGGAAGUCUGGAUGAAAAAGUACAAGAAGCAAAAGAGAAAAAUAUUAACUUCAAAGAAAAAGAAAUUAUGUGUUGGUUUGUACAGAUGACCAUGGCUGUACAAUAUAUACAUUUAAAGAAAGUUCUCCACAGAGAUCUGAAGACAGAGAAUAUAUUUUUGACCAAAAGCAAUGUUGCCAAAAUAGGUGACUUUGGUAUAUCUAAGGUGCUAGAGAGUACAAUCGACUUGGCCAAGACUGUAAUUGGUACUCCAUCCUAUCUUAGUCCAGAAGUUUGUCAAGAGCAUCCUUAUAGUUCUAAGUCAGAUAUCUGGGCAUUAGGGUGUGUUUUAUAUGAGUUAUGUGCCCUUGAGCCUCCAUUUGAUGCCCAGAAUUUAAUCAGCUUAUUUUUCAAGAUAAUCAAAGGAGAGUUUAUUAGAAUACCGUCCAGAUACUCUGAAUCCUUGAAUGAAUUGGUACAAGCCAUGCUAAAUAGGAAUCCAGAGGACAGACCAAGCGCAAGCCAGAUUCUUAGUUUACCAUUUGUGAAGAAACAUUUAGCAGAUUUCAUAGAGGAAAAGCAAUCAUUACUACAGCAAAAGUCAAGAGACUCAUCAAAUGGAUCCCUGAUGAACCAAUCAAAUAACAGUAUUAAACCAAAAGGAACUCCUAGAAGUGGUAAUACCAGCAUGAAUCAUCAGUUCCUUAAAGUUAGCCCUGCCAUUAAACAUAAAGUUAGCCCAUCCAGAUCUCCUCAGCAGAAAGAUAGUGGGCUUAGUGUGGACAAAUCAGAUGAAGAUCUCCAUGACAACAAGCCUGAAGCAGACAACAUGUCAGACUAUUCUGAUGAUUUUGAUGAAGUGUCAGAUGAGGAAGAGAACAAAAGUAAAUGUUCAGAUCAGGAGGAUGAGUAUGAUGAUGAUUUUGAAGAAUAUGAUUCAAGUGAGGAACUUGAUGAGUUAGUAAACCAAGCUAAAGAAGUACAAGAGAUUGAGGUUGAGGAGGACUUCUUUGCUGACAGUCAGAAUCUAGAAUCUAUCAAGAAACAGACUGUCAUAUUCAGGAGAACCUGCAUGGAUGCUAUUAGUACAAGUGCUAUAAGUACAACAUGUAAACGAAUCCAAGACGUCAACAGGAUGAUCUCAGAUGGGACACUUACAGAAGAUGAUCUCAAGCAACAAGUAAGACAUUCCAUCAGUGGAGAUGCUGCAGAACUGUGCCACCUUAGUCUUGAUGACCUUUGUUGGAAAUACUGUAUUAAAAGGAUGGAUUUGACUUUGGAAAAGGAAGGUACUUGGUAUGAACCGUUAAAAGACGAAAAUGAAAUACGGACGCCAAGAUAUAAACAAAACAAUUCCCCGCGUAUUAUUGUCCAUAACGGCAGUGGUCCUCGCAUUCAUUCAAGAGCAUCUCCAGCGUCAUCACACAAUAGUGUAAACACAUCAACAGUUCGACAUAAUGGCAUAAUGUCGCAUUCAACACCUCGUCACAGUGCUCCAUCAACGAUCAGAUCCCGUCACAGCAAUCAUAUGUCAUCGAAACAGCUAUUACGUCAUAAUUCAUCUGUCAGAAGUGAAAAGUUGUUAGGUGCUAAUCUUUGGCGACCGUCAACUUUUGAAAAUAUCAAGGAGGAAUGUCUGAAAAGCGGCACAUUGUACGAAGAUCCUGUGUUUCCAGCUCAAGACAGAUCGUUAUACAGACACCUAAGGCCAUAUAAAAACAUCAAAUGGAAAAGACCACACGAAAUAGUACAGAAGCCUACAUUUGUUGUUAAAGAUGUCUGCAAUAUGGAUAUUGAACCUGGAAAGCUGGGUGACUGCUGUUUGGUAUCAGCGUUUACAUGUCUUGCAAUGGCCCCAAAAUUACUGCAAAAAUGUAUUCCAUCUGAACAGGAUUUCCAUGACAACUAUGCCGGAAUAUUUCACUUCCGUUUUUGGAGAUAUGGUGAAUGGAUUGAUGUUGUUGUUGAUGAUAGACUACCUACAAUUGAUGGUCAUAUACUGUAUAUGAGAAGUUCAGAUCCCCAAGAAUUCUGGCCAGCUCUGUUUGAGAAAGCUUAUGCAAAGUUAUAUGGAUCAUACGAGAGUAUCCAUGGUGGAAGGAUAAAAUGGUCACUUCAAGAUAUUACAGGAGGGAUAGCUCAUUCUCAUAGCACUACAGAAAGUAUCAGACAUUUACUGACAGUUGUAGAUAUAGCAAUGUCUCAGGCAUCGUUGAUUGGUGCUUACAUAUCUACGUCUGUUACAAACAACCAACCCGGCAUCCUAAGCAACGGACUUAAGACGGGUCACACAUACAGAAUAUCCGGUUAUGCAGAGAUUCCAGUGACAGGAGGGACAGUCAUAUUACUUAGAAUGAGAAACCCUUGGCGCAAUGUAUACUGGAAUGGAGCAUGGAGUCGAAGGUCUCCUCAUUGGAAUGUUUUGAAAGAGAGUACAAAAGAAAAGAUGAAUAUCGACAAACUGUUGGAUGGAGAAUUCUGGAUAUCAUUUAUUGAUUUCAAAAACAUAUUUACGGAAAUUGAAAUAUGCCACCUUGGUCCAGAGAGCUGGAAAAUGGAACAAAGUAUACAACAUCGUGGUGUGUGGUUAGCGUCUGUGGCACAUAGGCAAUGGAGACGUGGAAUAAAUGCAGGCGGGUGUGUUAAACCAAGUGUAAUAUGCAACAACAGCCAGUUUUAUAUGGAAUUAGACAAACCAAAUACCGUUAUUAUUUCCUUAAUGCAGAAAUAUAAGACGACUGACGACCAAAGACGCUUCAUACCUUGUAGUUGUCUUAUCUAUAAGGUACCGCAUGACGUUAAAACAAAAAUGAGUGCCGAAUUUUUCCUCUAUAAUAAGAUAUAUGCCAGUACAAAAUUUAUCCGGGAUAGAGAGAACGUCCAUACAUUUAAGCUAGGAGAAGGGUCUUAUAUGAUAAUGCCUGUGACAGAAAUUGAGGGACAGGAAGGCAGAUAUAUGUUGAGAGUCUAUACUGCAGGUAACUCUAUAAUCAGAGAAUUGGACGAUUUAGAUGGGUUUAAGGAAACUCAGAAUGGUCAUUCAUUAGACUGGGAGAACAUCAACAUGCUCAGAAGACAGCUUAUGACCACAGCAAUACAAAACAAGUAUGAAGAAAUAGAUGCAUCUAGACUACAAAAGGUUCUUGGAACGCCUAUCAAGGAUAAAAUUCCACUUUUAUGCUGUUUUUCAGAAUCUAAGAUUGUAAAAUUUAAACCAAUAAAUCUUUCCUUAGACACAUGCAAAGCAGCUAUAACUAUAUUUGACAGUAAAAUUGAAGGACAUCUAUGUUAUGAAGAUUUCAACAAGCUUCUUAGCAAACUUAUACUUUGGCAGGGUACUUUCAGAAGCUAUUCACAAGGGAACCUAGAUUUUAGUUCGUAUUCACUGAGGAGUGCUCUGCGACUUUUAGGAUUAACUGUUAGCAACAAAACGUUAGAAACACUUAUAAUCAGAUUUACCAGCAACGGAAGAGUGUCACCUGAGCAAUUCAUAUGCAUAGUAAUCAAAUUAAGUACAGUUCACGCUCGAUACAACUCGUGUUUAUCAACUAACAACAUUUUGCUGUCAGAUCUACUCCAUACUGCAAUUUAUUCAUGAGGAUUGAGCUAUAAGCUUUAAGAGAAAAGAUUUUUCCGGAAAGCUUUUGUCAUUUUCCGUCAUUAAAAUAAACGAAACCCAUGCAGGAAAAGAAAAUUUGAUGUAUUCAGCUUUUAGAUAUUCUUGUAUUUAUUUUGUUGCUUACUGUUGUAUUCAUAGCUUUGUUGAUUCAAUUUGUUUUAUUGAACUUUAAAUAAAUGACUUUGUGCCA